Babesia bovis T2Bo is the source of this 3455-nucleotide messenger RNA. RefSeq lists its product as uncharacterized. The record is from RefSeq and is a predicted model, not a curated record. Gene Ontology annotation, cellular component: cytoplasm; nuclear pore. Bases 122 to 3439 code for a protein of 1105 amino acids. Gene Ontology annotation, biological process: protein export from nucleus. NCBI's taxonomy places the organism in Eukaryota, Apicomplexa, Aconoidasida, Piroplasmida, Babesiidae. The transcript is spliced from 2 exons. Gene Ontology annotation, molecular function: nuclear export signal receptor activity; small GTPase binding.
UGGAUAUAAACAAACUAUAUAAAAUUAUAUAUAACGACUAUAAACACGUAGCGCUAAGGAUUAUGAUUUAACCCUGAGCUGAUGCCACCGGUGAUUCACUCGCGGUGUUUACCAAGAAGCGAUGGACCCGAAGGACCUGCAACAGCUCGAACUGUUCUGCCAGUCACUCUAUGGCGGACAGCCCGCGCAACAAAAUGAAGCUCAUGAGGUUCUGAUGCCACUGCUACGCGAUGUGCAGAAAAUACCGCUGCUGCGUGACAUCCUUGCCCAAAGCACUAAUCUACAGGCUCUACUCUUUGCAUCAUCGGGACUCGUAACAGUAAUAACAAACAACUGGUCACACGUACCGGAUGCACAGAAAAUUGAGCUAAGAGAGUUUUUGCUGAACUACAUAUACAACCGCGGGCCUGAAAUGCUAAAAUGUGCGCCAGAAGUCCUCGGGCAAUUCAUACACCUCUACUGCCGCAUAGUUAAACUAGGAUGGCUAGAAGAGGUGUAUAACCAUCCUGUGGUACAACAUGUAGGACAAUUUCUGGCAGCUACAACACAGCAUUGGAUUAUUGGACUCAGCAUAUACGCUGAUCUCACACAAGAAAUGCAGCCGCAAAUGGGCAAAUUUGUGGCUAAACUUAGAAGAGGUGCUCUGAACUUCAAGGAAACAGUGCUACCCAAAAUAUUUUCGGUCACUGUACAUACACUAGAGCAGUUCCAUAACGGAACAGCACGAGUAGGAGACGCCUUCGAAGAACUUAGGAUGUUACAGCAAAUACUGCAAUUAUGCUACAAUUGCCUGAGCUUUGACUUCUUGGCAACUAUGCCAGAUGAUACUUCAGAAGAACAGAGCACAGUUAUGAUACCACAAAGUUGGGACGUACUGAGGACCGACAAGGUGCCGCGCAUUCUAUUCGAACUGUAUGCGCAAAAUUGGAACAAAAGUGUUGCAUGCGCCGUCCUCUGCCUUAAAUGCCUAGUUGUAGUCGCGGCAUUGCGCAAAUCAUUCUUCAAUUCAGAGGCAGAAGACCUCUCACACAUCAACAGCUUCAUGCUGGGUACAAUGGAAAUAAUCCGAAAUAAAACUGGACUUGCCAACGAUGAGUGCUAUCAUGAAUUGUGUAGGCUUCUUGGUAAAAUAAACGCAUCGAACCAGCUGAGCCAAUUACUACAGAGCUCCGCAUUUCCAAUGUGGAUUGAACAGCUCCAUGGAUUCACCAUGGAAGCAUUAAAGAACUGGCAAUAUAUGCCUAAUAGCAAGCACUACCUGCUGGGAGUAUGGGCACACAUGGUAGUGCCACUUGCCUAUAUGCGAGGCAAAGUCCCAACGGUCCUGGAAUCAAACAUACUACAAAUUACACUUGAAUUCAUUCAGAGCCGUUUGACAAUGGCAGAAAUAGUGGUCAAUGCAAGGGAUGAUCUGGACUUCGACGACCCCUUGGAAGACGAUAUACUGAGGAUGGAACAGGCUGAUCUGUUUAGCCGAUUAUGCAGGUGCCAGUAUCGCGCUGUCUGCAGCCGCAUAAUAGAGUCCUUCCAGGCACUAGAAAAAAUGCCAAAUACACCUAAUUACGCCGCAGUCAAAGAACAAAAGGUGGCGUGGCUAGUGCUACUUGCUGGUGCAAUGUUAAAUGGAUCCAGCUCAUUGCGCCUGACCGGUGAUGAAUCAAAUAUUACGGCAGUGUGCCUCCAGACAAUGAACAUAGAACUAGUGGGACAAGUCUUCCUUAACAUGGCAGCCACUGAUGCCACACCAAAUGAUAACACAAAACUGGAAAUGUCGUAUCUCCAUUUCUUGACCUACUUCAAAAAGUUUUUCGUCAGUGAACAUACCAAAGGAAGCAUAUCAGGCGAUUGCCGAGAAAGGUUCUCUCAAGUCCCCGGGUGUCCCCCAGGGAUGGAUGGUGCUCAAUACCUCCUGAAUCGCCUAGUUGAAAAGGUGUUCUUCAAUUUACAGUGUCGCGUCUCGGACGAAAAUGUUGUUAAAAAGACAUUGGUUUUCUUUGGGGAACUUUCAUCGGGAAUCGAUAUCGUUCAUUACGCUGAUAGAUCACCGCAUCUAGUAGUGUCUGCCAGAUUGAUACUGCAGUGUGAAACGCUUAGGUUCGCACUGGUUAACCAUGCUGACCAAGGAUUCAGGUUUUUGCAUAUUCCGCAAUACGGAAGAUAUCGAACGAUAUACUACAGCAUACUAUUUAAAUUGCUGCUGUUGGAAUUGAGCAACGAUGAGGAAAACGCCGAUAGCGUACCUAAAUUCGAAAGCUUCAUGGAGUAUCACACAAGGGUAAUAGACCAACUGUGGAACCUUAAUCCGCCAAUGCUGGCAUCGCCAGAAUGCAAGCAAACCAUAAUAGGUUUGAUGCGAGACCUAAAAGGUAUAUGCAAAUCAUGUGUAUCCGUGGAGGCAUAUCAAAUGUUCUUCAACUGGAUUGUUAAUGCCCCAAAACAACCUGGUAAAUCUCGAAUUCAUCUUUUCAAACGUAUAGUGGAUGCGUGCUGGUCAGACGUUGACAUCAUGCUGCCGCUAGUCAAGUGCCUGGCGGAAUUACUGGACAAUCGUGGACAUAGAAUAACAUUCGAUAAAACAUCGGCCAAUGGUAUACUGUUGUUCAAAGAAUCUUCCGGAAUAGUGAUGAAUUAUGGAGUUAAGCUGCUCCAGUUGAUACAACAAGCCUCGCCAGGAUCUAGGCUUGUAACAGGAAAUAACGAAACCUAUAAGAGAAUCUACAAGGGUGCUGCUGCUUGCUUACAGGUGCUUGAGCACACAUUAGGUGGCGAAUACGUCAAUUUUGGAGUCUUCGAAAUCUAUGGAGACGCCACCCUGGAUGAUGUUUUAAGGCUAGCAUUCCAGCUAUGUCUGAGCAUUCCAAUUGAGGACCUCCAAGCCUACUCAAAGUCCCUGCAUCCAGUUUAUUCCUUCCUGGAUAUAAGUACAAAACUGUUCAUGCCACAAUUGCUAUCCUUAAGCUCCGACAAUGUGGCUCAUCUGAUCAAUGUAUGCAUGGAUGGACUCUGCUCAUACGAAGCCUCAACAUCGCUCUCGAGCGCAAGCGCUCUGGACAACUUUGUCACACAUGUAUACAGCGAAAGGAAUAGUACUGUUACUGGUGGCACCCCUCAUCCCGCGCGGCUGUUUUUGGAAUCAAAUAUCGGAUGCUUACGCCGUGCGAUGAUUAUGAUCUUCAACCUUCUACUCAGUGGUGAUUCUAACAGUGCCUGGAGCAUCAGCCGCCCUUUGCUAGGACUAAUUCUGCUGAACCAGGCUGAAUUUGCACAACUCCCACAAACACUGGCUGUCAAUAUGUCAGAAGAGAAACAAACAAAGCUGCAGCAUUGCUUCGUAGCACUGAUGAACGGCAUCGAUAACACCCUGUCACACCAAAAUAAGGACACAUUCACCAAAAAUGUCUACAUUUUUUCACAAGAAGCACGACUAUCAUUCGUCUAAAACUCUGACAGCUUGA